Spodoptera litura is the source of this 2155-nucleotide messenger RNA. Its product is annotated as plasminogen receptor (KT). The record is from RefSeq and is a predicted model, not a curated record. Gene Ontology annotation, cellular component: plasma membrane. Lineage: Eukaryota; Metazoa; Arthropoda; Insecta; Lepidoptera; Noctuidae. Gene Ontology annotation, biological process: positive regulation of plasminogen activation.
AUGUUUUGACAAGGCAACAAAGCGCAGAGACGACAAGUAAAGACAACAUUACACAAUUUAUUGUGUAGGGCAGGGCCGCGACCGUGUUUUGUUAUUAAAAUAUUAAUUUAUAAACUUUUAAAACUUCAACAUGGGAAAUUAUCUCAGCUCAGGAAUGGAGGAAAACUUCAAAAAGAAUCAAGAAUUUAUGCACAGAAUAAAUAUGGAGAGGCAAAUACAACUUCAAUAUCAGAUGCAAGAGCGACAAAUGGCGAUGCAAAUUGCUAGAAGUAGGGACACCUGCCUUUGGUUCACUACAUUUUACGUAGUCGCUGCAGCAGGCCUUGGCAGUGGGUUCAGAAGAACUAAAAGACCGUAUCUUUUGAUACCUUUAGUACCUCUCACAUUUGUGACUCUCUACUAUUGGGAUCUUGCCUAUGGAAACAAAAUACACAGGAUAAGAAUGGAAGCUGAACACAUAAUGACACACGAGCAAGAUUCCCUGGAAUGGCCUUGCGGCCUGCCCACACCUUCGUCAAUUGACCUUGGUCGUUUAGACGUAGAAGAGAAGAAGAAGAUGCAUCCCUCCUUGUUCGCGUAACUUUAUAAAAAGCUCAACAAUAAUGUGUGCCUUUACCGCAACCUAGAUCAGAAUUAGCGGUAGUUUAGACCUUCGUCCACCGCACUUCCAAUGGCAAAAACUAGAAAUUUACAUUAUCCGUUGAUGAAAUUGAAACUUCAGACUAUAUUGUGAGACUCCCAACAAGCAUUCCAGGUCUCGAUCCAUUUAAAAGUUCCUCAUUAUAUUCGCUUUAAUUAUGAAUAUUGUACAGUACACAGGUGACCUAUGUCUAACUAAUGUGUAUAGAGUGACUAAUGUCAUGAGGCCUAACAAACUUUUCUCUCUAAGGACACAUUAUGGUAACUAAACUUGUGUUUUAAAGUAGAGUAGGGUGUUGCAUAAGUUAUAGUACCUAUUCUCAUUGGAAUCAAUGUCAAGCUGUUCCUGACAAAGAGUUGUUAAAUUUUAGCAGCUAUAAAGAGCACUCUAAGUAUUUUUCAAUACGACUUGCUGUUUAAAGUAAUGUUUUCGCCAAUGGAAAUUGCGGUCUUAGUAACAGCUAGAUUUUAGAGGCACGAACUAAUAAUUAAGAGGUAGUUUCAUUGAAAAAUUCGUAUUUCGAUCAAGUAUUAUGGCUUUUUCUCCUUUUUAAAGCCGUUAUUAUCGAAUCUGAUAACGUUUUUACAUGUCAUCGUGACUAUGAUUAUACGAUUUAACGAAGGCCACGAUGGAGUAUUUUAUGGCAAAAAAAGAUUGAAUUAAAUGGGUGUGUGUACUUAGUGUACGGUUUCCUGGUAACCGUUUGGCUUUAAUGCUAUUUAUUGAGAUAAAUCGAAAACAAAAUUUGAUCCCCCAAUAUUGGUUCAAUAUUUAAUUGGUCUCUUAAAAUUGGGUUUGAAAUUAAUGUACUUAUUAGCCGCCUAACAAUGAUUAAGAAUUUAUCUGCGUUUGCAAGGGCUUGCAAUUUAAAAGUCAACUUUGGUUUUUGAAUGUGUGUGAUUGUGUAACAUUAGGAAAAUUUUAGGAUAUACUUAUUUUAUGUUGAGUUUGGGACGAAUAUGCAAUAGUGGAACGAUUUUUUUAUUUCCUGUGGUGUACAUAGGGGGUGCUGCUUUCAAAGUACGAGAAUAUUAGUACUUUAACAUAACUAAGCCGCUGAAACAUUAUUUUGUAUAUUUUUGGUAGAAUUAAUAUAUCUCAGGUUAAUAUUUUGUUAAAUAAUUUUAUUUGUUGUUAUAUUAUACAUAAGUAUAUACUUUAUUUUGUUUGUUAUUUACAUCGUAGUAUAAUAUAUUUAUAUUUGUUUAUCGUAGGAGAUAAAUACUUAUCAAUUCAAUAAUGCCAACCAUGCAUGCACCUUUUAUCUACAAGUGUAUCAGAAAAUACUUAUCCUAAACAUGAUAAUAUUAAUAAUAUUCGUGUUUCAAGUCUUUCCAUUAAUACUCUAUGAAACUAUAAUUCGUGUUAUAUUAUGAAGUUUAUGCAUUUAUUAAAUAACCGUCUAAGGUGAAAUAUUUAAGUAUUACGAGACAAAUAUUAGAUGUAAUCUUCACAAUUUUAGCGUGUUACUUAUCAGAUUGACUGUAAUAUUAAUGUUAAUUAAAUAAAGAUUUU